GUGAAAGCGAGUUCUUGCUGUGAUAUCAAUUCAAGACAUUUGGCGGAUUGGUCAUGUCAGUUGAGUUACCUGAAGCUAAAGCUGAUACUCUCCAAGAAGUCUUCUCAGACAAGUUCCAGUAUAUCAAUCUAGAUCAUUAUAAUAUUUAUCAUUUCGAGGAAAUUUUGAUUGAUGGUCGACGAUAUCAAUUCCGAUUAUCUUCAAAAGGUGAUUUAAUGACAGUGGUCACUCAUAUAGCUGGAAGAGCUGUUCUUUUGGUAUCUGUAUGGACAAAUAUGGAUUAUGAGAAACGUUUACGUGAAAUCCAUCAGCACAUUUUAGAAAUGGAACGUACUGGGACUAUUCCUAUCGAUUUUCGAGACCCAGGAAAAUUGAAAGGUCUUCGUGAGAAAAUAUUCAGAUAGAUCUAGUCAACCAAACCUAUUGAUCCGUUACAUUUGAUGAGGUAUGCUUGGUCGAGGAGGUGGAGGAAAUGAACAAACUGUAUCAUGAUUCUUAACUUGUCUCACUCUCUCUCUCCUAUAUAUAUAUAUAUAUAUAUAUA
Molecule: messenger RNA, 544 nt
Organism: Schistosoma guineensis
Lineage: Eukaryota; Metazoa; Platyhelminthes; Trematoda; Strigeidida; Schistosomatidae
Source: the annotation of a GenBank genome assembly